UCCGAGUGAGAAACCAUUUUCAUCAUUUUACAAAUAUAGAAGAAUGAACAAAAACCAAUUCCAUUAGAAAUCAAUACGAAUUGCCUUAUUCAAGGCUCUCCAACUCGCUCAUACAUAGUUGGCUAUGAUCUUUGGCUCGCUCUUUCCUCUUCCGGUUCAAUAUAUCUUAUAGUAACGAGUAGAUCAAGUUUUCCGAUUGGGGUUGGGUCUUGCCUUUCUCCAUGCAUUCAUAGCGUUCGUUGUUUUGUACAGCUCGGUCGAGCCUUAGACGGGGCGUUAAACAACUAGAACCUCCUUAUACAGCUCCAGGUUGUGGUGAUCCCUGCCUUUCUUUAUCCAUAAGAGAGAAGCGCAUCCGCCCCUCGUUCACUAGGGUAUCCUAAAUCCAUAAUCGCAUCUCUCAUGGCCAUGCGGUAGUAGCCGGACCUGAACCUAGCCUUGAGGCUGAUCGCAGGGCAUGCCUAAAUUUCCGCUAAAGCGAAUCCCGUUCCAUAAGAUGAUGAUCGUAGUCCUUCCUUUUCUAAAACUAUUCUUAUCCUUUGGUCAGGCAAGUUAGAGGCUCCCUUCCGUUGGAUUGGGCUUGUCAGCGUAUGGCCUCUGGCGGCUUAACGCCUCUGUUGGCUAGCUAGUCGUCUUGCUUCGCUUCCGUCGGUGAACAAUGAUUAUUGCCUUUGUUUUGGGACUCGAGUUAGCGAGUAGGUUAGGCAUUCGAGUAGCAACCGUCCUUAGGUAAAACCUUAUUUCGCCGGGCUAUGCACCUCUAUGGGUGGAGUCAAGUUCAAUGCGCAUCAUCCCACCCAGAGGCAAGAGGAUGCACAUGAACAGAAGCCCAAGGCCGUCUAUGGGUAAUUCCUCGCUGGCGGAUCGCCUUUAGCCGGGUAUUCACUCCUAAAUCAUUUAAGCGGAAGAAGCAUAAGAGGUUAGGAUUCACUAGCGCAGGAGAGAUAGUUAGCACUACCUUGGGUACGAAACUACGCUAUCGAAAAGAAAGGAGAAAGAAUAGGAUAAUCUAGGGGUAGGGUACGAUGUAGUUGCCGAAAAGAGCUUCUUAGCCAAUGGAAGACUCACUAAGGCUGUUUAAGUUAGAGUUAUCGGGUCAGCUCCCGGGGAAGAGCUAGCCCAGCAGAAGCAAGACUGACACCGGAAACUCCGCAUCUCUGACUUGAAAGAGUCAAUUGCCCAUCCCCCAUAGUCUUGGAUUCCGCUGUCCCUUUGCGCUGUGACUAGGCCCCCUUUCCGCUUCACGCAAUAGCACGCUCCGAAGCAAACGAGCUUCGCCGGUAGUAGCCUCCUGAAUUAGUCGAGUAGCUUCUUUCCGGCAAAGCUUACCAAUCCUACACUCCUUUCUCCUAUUCUUUGUCUGGUGGAGCUAUUCCCAGACAGCCUGAGAGCUGAGUGAGGACCUUAUUUUAUUUGAGAUGCUCUUUUCCUUCCAAAGCGAAAUAAUCACUCCUGUAGCUUAUUGCGCUCGAUCUACAUCCUACCUAACUCGAUCUUGCUCUUCCUCUUACACACAGAAGGUUUUUGCUCUCGUAUUGCGGGUUUUCCACUUCGUUCAGUUACAUUAGGGCUUUACCCAACUCUAUCUUGGUGAUUAAGUUCCGCUGUUUUUGGUGUGAAAUGAGCUUAUUCUAGGAUAGGAGGUCUUGUCGGUAUGGAACCUACCUUUCCGGAGUGAAGGAUUGUCAUCCUAUAGCCGAGUUUUUUUAUUUUUGUUUAGAGUCGAGUGAUCAAGCUUACGAUUCUGCCGUUAGUGAGAAGCAAGUAAACUCUAUAGCCCUAAACUAAAGGAGCAGGUCAAGUUCGUUCAGCUUGAGGGAUAAAUUACAUGGCUGAACUGCCAGUCCAUCAAAUAUCGUAGUUUCUCCUUAAGAGCAAGAGGUUCCUUGUGUGAAACUUAUAUUAGGCAAAAUCAAGGUUGCCAACUCGGCAUUCCUCCCAUCUAGGGUCCGCUUGUUCAAUAACCUCUGAUGGCAUUCGCACAAUAGUUUUCCCAUCUAGAAUUUCUGGUUCCAAAUACUGCAGUUACAAUUUUGUUGCCUUAGCGCCAUCUUUCAAGAGGUUAGCCCAAUAAAAUGACCCCUAUUAGAUUGUGGUUUAGUGGGCUGCUCUACAUUAAUCGCAGGCGUAGAUUUAGGAUCUGAUGGACCAGAGUUAACCAGCACAUUAGCAGGGUUGGGUUUACUUACCCAAGGAAGUGUUGAACACGCGCCCAUUUUACAGCAGAUGGAGCAGCAACCAUGGAAGCCUUCCUUGAUGAAGCAGGGGGGCGAGAUCCUUCAUCCUCAGUUACUUCCCGAGCAGACAACAGAUAGGAAGGACGACGGCCUCUACCUCCUCUCGACAAUCGACCACCUGAUCUAGCCCUGCCCCUACGAGAAUCAGAGAAGGGAUCUUGGUUUAUCCCUCUCAGCUCAUCAAUCUCUUUCCUAGGCCUGUUCCAGGUGUGUGCCCGGAAGCUCUUGUUCCGAUGCUUUGUUGUCGGCCUUACGAGGGAAAAUUUUUUGGUCUCGCGUAUAAAAGAUAACGGCUGCAUUUAGGUUAUAUCUUUAUAUAAGAAACCUUGCUGCUAUGCUAAAAAAGCAACAAUUGAAGUUCUAAAAUUACAUGUUCUUCGAUUAUAAAAAAUGCAUUUAAUAUAAAAAGAGAAGCAAGUGUAUAGAACUUCUUCGAGGCGGUUCCUUCGGCCGGCCGCCUUUGACAGGAAGGCUCUUUCCAUUCCUUGAAGUAGCGAGGCUCGUUGAAGCAGACCUAGGCAGAAGGAAAGGAGGUCGUUCGUUCGAGAAUAGGAGUCGUUUCCUGUUAACAACGGAAAGCGGAUCAGUUGAGUGGCAAGCCAGCUGAUAGGGCCACGAAGCACCCAACGAAUGGAGGACUGGAACGGCUUUAAUCAUAUGCUUAACACAGCCAGUUCGAAAACGAGCUAGUCGCCUUACUUCGAGAACGAACUAUUUACUUAACCCGGACGGUUCUUUGCUCAACACUGACUGCUCGUUGCUUUACACGAACAGUUCCCCAAUCCUCAUUCGCCCCCCUACGUGCUCUCUUUCGAGGACCUGAACCUGAACCCGCCCCUCAUUUAGCAUGAAGCUUGCUGGCGGCAUCGAUGACGGUGUCGGCGGAGUUCUCAGGUACCAACUCAACUCCACAAAGUGCUUUUACACCUGGCCUCUCUUUUGCACUGGAAGGGACCUAUCGUGACCCUAAAACUGAAGACCCCAUAAACUCGCGAUUGAAAAAAAACGAAAUCGGGAUGAGCUAAGCUCAAAAACCAAAAGAGAAAGAUGCGAUGCGAGAGUUCACGAAUGACCGAUCGAUACAGUACGAGAGCUUCCACGGAAUUUAUAUCAAAAGAAAUCUCUUUAGGAAAGCAAGUCCCGUCGAGUUAGCCGUUGGAGGAAAGGCAUGACUUAAGAGGAGAGCGAGUGACUUUCAGGCGAGAUGGUUCAAUAGUCGAUUAGAUAAAGGCCGUUCCUACUUCCAACGAGGAGAAGAAAGUCGUCAAUAAAUAGCGUAAAUGUAAAUAAGGAAGUGGCUUUUAUUGUUCAUGACUCCGCUCCUAUUGAAUAGAAUUAGGAAGAAGGGCCGCUAGUCAUUCUUUUCAGAAUCCGAAGUCGAAUCUUUUCUUUUCCUUGCUUAUUCGUCAAGAUUUUCUUUGUGUUCCGUGUACCGCACCGAAGCUUGUGGAGCCUAUGCGAAGCAAGCGGGUAGAAGAUCUCAUAUUAAAGAAUUCGCUUUGAGUUCGUUCUUUUUCAUCAUGUCUUGGUUCACAGUUUAUCUGAAUCAGACUAAGAGAUUGGCAUCAACAAAGCAAGGCCCCAUUGAGCUUAGCCUAGAGCAGAUCGAAAAGGUCUCGCGAAGGCGGGAACCCCUUGCCGAAGAUCCUUCUCUUUCUCUGUGAAGAUAGACUGCUCUUUCUUGCUUUGCGUGUCAAGUGCGAGAUUGGUUGAGAACCCUUCGCCCACAGUGCUUUCAAAAGCAGGUCUCCGUUUGGUGUUCCGUGUACUAGGGUUAAGGUGGAAGAUCGAAAUGGAAGUCAUAUAUAGCCUAUUAAUUAUAAAUCGAUUUUCAAUUCAGGUUUACAACAAAACAACAAUAUCAUAAGAGAAGAAAGAUCUCCGCGUAGAAAGAUUAGCUCUUCCUUCCUUUCUUCAUCCUAGCACUAUGAGAUGAGAUUGAUCCCUUCUGACUCCCAUGCUUUCCGUUGGUCAACAACCAACCCAAAUUCUUUCUACUUCUUCACGAGUCCUACAGGAAGGAAUCUCUUUCUUUCCGGGAAUCCUUUUUCUCUCAAUCCAUCAAUAUGUUUCAAAAAUUUCCACCUUUUGUCAAAAUUUGGAAAAGUGUCAUUUUCUGGUUACCAAUUCCAAUUGCUCUUUGUGGGGUAUUCCUCACUUGUGAUGUAUUCCUCAGAAGGAGCUAUUGUGAUGCAGCGGAACCAUGGCAAUUAGGAUCUCAAGACGCAGCAACACCUAUGAUGCAAGGAAUUAUACACUUGCCGGGCGAUAUAACAUGUAUCUCUUUUUCUCUGGUUCUACGUUUCUUCCUGCCUUUCUUUCUUACUUUAUGUCAGUGGAGGUUCUACUAUUUUCCGCAAACAGGGUUUGGCAAGAGCACAACUACUCUCGAGAUUAUCGGGACCAUAUUUACUCGUAUCUUUCUGGUGCUGAUGCUAAUACGCAAUUCCCAUGAAGUAACUCACUGCGCCGGCUCCUGGGAAGCUUCUUCGGCUAAUCACAAUGUUCCCCCUGGCGGUGAGGGUACUUCUGGGGCCAACUCCGGCUGGACAUCCAUCCUAGGGAGCAGCUCUGGGGCCAACUCCGGCUGGACAUCUAUCCUAGGGAGCAGCGCUGGGGAAAACUCCGAACCCAGCGUGAAUCAGCCAACGCCAACUUGCUCUUCAAAUCAAAACAUGGCUAGCCCGUCGUCUGCUCCAAUUGAACAACCGGCCCCACAGCAUACACCUUUCCCCUUCCUUCAAGAAGAGGGGGAGCGGGGGGAUCUUCUCAGGUCUCUUCAUAGGCUCGUAGCGUCUCAAUUGAAGCAUUCUUUUGAGAGAGACCUUCCAAGGUGGAGACUUUCCUCAACCACUGAGUUGUAUGAUGCGUCCGCCUAUCGCAUAAUGAUCUAUGAUAUGGGUAUCUCUAUCCCCGAAGAUACAAAGGAGGAUAUUAAGGAAUGGAUUCACGAAGUACGUUCAAAUCCUGAACUCCUGAAAUCCUCUUAUAACGACUUCAAAAAAGGAAGCUAUUUAGUUUAG
This is a messenger RNA of Rhodamnia argentea, 5260 nucleotides long. RefSeq lists its product as uncharacterized. NCBI's taxonomy places the organism in Eukaryota, Viridiplantae, Streptophyta, Magnoliopsida, Myrtales, Myrtaceae. Gene Ontology annotation, biological process: ATP synthesis coupled electron transport. The record is from RefSeq and is a predicted model, not a curated record. The coding region runs from base 4304 to 5260 and encodes 318 amino acids. The transcript has 2 exons. Gene Ontology annotation, cellular component: membrane. Gene Ontology annotation, molecular function: cytochrome-c oxidase activity.